AUGUCCGAAACCGAUUCCUCAUUGCCCUCAAAGCAAGUUCCCCUGGCAUCUCUCGCUCCUGGCACCUAUGACAACGAACCCGGAUUCUUUGUCGCAAUUAUUAGCCUCCUCUGGCCCUUUUCACCUAGCAGCUCUUCUCUAUCCAUUUUAGCAUCCGAGAAGGAUUUUCGCUUGCGUAAGAACCGAGGGCAGGUUAGGGUCAAUUUUACUGGUCUCGCAGCGUCGGUAGUGGACCAGACGAAGCUUCAAAUUGGGGACCGCGUGAUCAUCUCGUUGGAAGGGGUCGAGUUUCAACCACUAGACGAUGCCACCGAAAGGGAUGUUCCAUGGGUCGUGGUGUACUCGACUAGAUUGGCUAUGAAGGUGAAGACGACAUCCGGCUGGUCCACAAUUAACAUCGCACCGGAUUUGGAGGCAUCUCCUACACUCGCAAGCCAGGCCCUUCCGACCACACUAGAAGACACGCGAGCUCUUCCCCCUUCGACACCACUUUCGACCAAGCCGUUCUCGUUUUCAGAGGGCGAGAAUGAGUGGAGUACUCCUGGCCUUUUCAAGCGCUCCAUAACAUGGCUUUCCAACGAGCCGUCAUCAUCACCACUCCCAACAGAAUCACUCUUUGGGGGCGACGAUGACUAUGACUUGGAGCAUAGGAGUAAGCGGCCGAGAUUUAGCAACUCAUUUCGACUAUUAGAGCGGGGGGAGGUUACAGAAGGAGAAUCAGAGGGAUUAGAUGAGGAAAUCUCGACGAGAAGCCCCAAGGGCAAGGGCAAACAAGCGCCUAAAGCAGGGACCAGUGGAAUGGAACGUGAGGAUCAAAUCGGGGACGGUAAUGUGAGCUCUGUGCGAAUUGGUACCUCAGAGGAGAUGUCAGUUGAUGCAACAGAGGCUGCGGGAGCUGGCAAGACACCAGAUCGGCGAAUGAGAAUUCCCAUGCCCCCACCACCCCUGUCUCCUCUGGAUACUAGAAUGGGUGGAGAAGAUAUGCCGGAUUCGCCAUCAUUACGCCCUGUUCUGUCCGCCAACCUCCCACUUAUCUCCCCAUUUAUGAAUCGUGGAUUAUCUGGGGCUGAUUACAUGAGUCUGAACGAUACUCCGACUACCAAUACCGAGCCCGAAGGAAUACCCGUUCCCAUAAGCUCUGAUAUUACUGGCACGACCCCCACUCCUGGUCAAGCUAUCUUAACGAUGGCGAGGGGGGAGGUGAUACCUAAACCGAGCACACCUGAGGCCACCAACUAUCUAUCCGUUUCGGACCAGCGGAGGGCUUCACUCUCUGAUGAUGAGAGGCAACUAAGUGAUAUUGACAGUGAGAAAGAUUCGCUCUUUGAUGAGCCCUCUGAUGGUGAGACUGCUCACCAUCUGGCGCAGAGACGAAAGAUGAACGCAAGGUUCGCAACCACCUCUCAGCCCUCUAAGCUCAGUAUAGAGAUCACUUCUUCGAGGAUGAGUGAAAAUUUCGCAACACCACGCUCAGGGAAACCAAAAACGCCCUUCCUUUAUCUGCCCACGCCAUCGCCAAAAGUUGAGAAACGUUCCUUGCAUUUCCCUACCAGUGCCCUUCCAAAAAUCAGUUCGGGUUACUCGGGAACAAAUGACGGUUUCGAAUUUAGGUCUCCAACUGAAGGGAGGAGGUCCUUUCUGUGGGGAGAGGGGAGAGGGUCAUUUCCUAGCAACCUUUCGGCUUACUUUGGCCGUCCGGUGGAGAGCGAGGAUACAGGGGUGGAUCAUGAAUCCCCCUCCUCAGAGAAGCACGACAAUAACUCUGAAUGCCAGUCUUCAGGCAGUAGAUCGGUAAAUGACUCUAACUCUAAUCCAGAAACCGUAGCGGAAUCGGAUCUGGGCGGUCAACAAUCAGACUCUGCCUCUGAGUUCGAGUCGGGUGUUACUACAAACCUAUCGGAUUUCCCAGCCUUGUGUUCUCUAACUUGGGGCGCGCUGGUUGACAUCAUCGGAGUGGUAACACGGAGAAAACCUAUCCAACGAGCCAAAGGCGGACAAAAAGAUUUCUUCAUCUCCAUGAGAUUGGUCGAUUCAUCAACCCCCUACGGAAUAGCAGCCACGGCUCUCAGGCCUCACAAAGAGGCCCUGCCAAUUGUGGAAGUGGGGGAUGUGGUGCUCCUCCGGGAAUUCAAAAUAUCCUCCGUGAAACGUAGCCUUGUGGCUACAUCCACAUCCAAUUCUGCAUGGGCCGUUUGGAAAAAUCUGGGGAAAGAGAGGGCAGCCGUUGUGUCAGGCCCUCCAGUCGAAUACGGCCCAGAGGAGGAAAAAUAUGUGGAAGGGAUUGGAAAAUGGUAUGGUUCUUUAGAUGCAGGCACACGUGAGGAUCUUGAGAACGAUAGCGGGGAUGAGUCGGGGGAGGCUGCGAGCGAGGAAUAG
Tuber melanosporum (Perigord truffle) is the source of this 2376-nucleotide messenger RNA. RefSeq lists its product as uncharacterized. Gene Ontology annotation, cellular component: chromosome, telomeric region. The coding region runs from base 1 to 2376 and encodes 791 amino acids. The record is from RefSeq and is a predicted model, not a curated record. The transcript is spliced from 4 exons. Gene Ontology annotation, biological process: telomere maintenance. Gene Ontology annotation, molecular function: DNA binding. Lineage: Eukaryota; Fungi; Ascomycota; Pezizomycetes; Pezizales; Tuberaceae.